AGGCUGUGAGCAGCCACAGUGCCCUGCUCAGAAGCCCUGGGCUCGUCAGUCAAGCCGGUUCUCAGUUCGCACUCGGCAGCAGGGGUAGGCGAGUGGCCCCUAGUUCCGGGAGCAGAGCAGCAGCGCCCCAGUCCUGGUCCUCCAGCCCCGAGCCUCGCCUGCCCUCCCAGCGCCAGGAUGGCCACCAUCACCUGCACACGCUUCACGGAAGAGUACCAGCUCUUUGAGGAACUGGGAAAGGGAGCCUUCUCAGUGGUGCGCAGGUGUGUGAAGGUGCUGGCUGGCCAGGAGUAUGCUGCCAAGAUCAUCAACACCAAGAAGCUUUCAGCCAGAGACCAUCAGAAGCUGGAGCGCGAAGCCCGCAUCUGCCGCCUGCUGAAGCACCCCAACAUUGUCCGGCUCCACGACAGCAUCUCUGAGGAGGGCCACCAUUACCUGAUCUUCGACCUGGUCACUGGCGGGGAGCUGUUUGAGGACAUCGUGGCCCGGGAGUAUUACAGCGAGGCGGAUGCCAGUCACUGUAUCCAGCAGAUCCUGGAGGCCGUGUUGCAUUGCCACCAGAUGGGGGUGGUGCACCGGGACCUGAAGCCGGAGAAUCUGUUGCUGGCCUCCAAGCUCAAGGGCGCCGCAGUGAAGCUGGCGGACUUUGGCCUGGCCAUUGAGGUGGAGGGGGAGCAGCAGGCGUGGUUCGGGUUCGCAGGGACACCUGGAUACCUCUCCCCAGAAGUGCUGCGGAAGGACCCUUACGGGAAGCCAGUGGAUCUGUGGGCCUGUGGGGUCAUCCUGUACAUCUUGCUGGUUGGGUACCCCCCGUUCUGGGAUGAAGACCAGCACCGUCUGUACCAACAGAUCAAAGCCGGAGCCUAUGAUUUCCCAUCACCAGAAUGGGAUACCGUCACUCCAGAAGCCAAGGAUCUGAUCAAUAAGAUGCUGACUAUCAACCCGUCCAAACGUAUCACGGCCGCCGAGGCGCUCAAGCACCCAUGGAUCUCGCACCGGUCCACCGUGGCCUCCUGCAUGCACAGACAGGAGACCGUGGACUGCCUGAAGAAGUUCAACGCCAGGAGAAAACUGAAGGGGGCCAUCCUCACCACUAUGCUGGCCACCAGGAACUUCUCUGGAGGGAAGAGUGGAGGAAACAAGAAGAACGAUGGUGUGAAGAAAAGAAAGUCCAGUUCCAGCGUUCAGUUAAUGGAAUCUUCAGAGAGCACCAACACCACCAUUGAAGAUGAAGACACCAAAGUGCGGAAACAGGAAAUUAUAAAAGUGACAGAGCAACUGAUUGAAGCCAUAAGCAAUGGAGAUUUUGAGUCCUACACGAAGAUGUGUGACCCUGGGAUGACGGCAUUUGAACCCGAGGCUCUGGGGAACCUGGUCGAGGGCCUGGACUUCCAUCGAUUCUAUUUUGAAAACCUGUGGUCCCGGAACAGCAAGCCUGUGCACACCACCAUCCUGAAUCCCCACAUCCACCUGAUGGGCGACGAGUCAGCCUGCAUCGCCUACAUCCGCAUCACGCAGUACCUGGACGCGGGCGGCAUCCCCCGCACGGCCCAGUCAGAGGAGACCCGCGUCUGGCACCGCAGGGACGGCAAAUGGCAGAUCGUCCACUUCCACAGAUCUGGGGCACCCUCCGUCUUGCCCCAUUGAAGGAGCAGGCUAGAGAGAUCCACUCUUCAUCCAUGGAAUGUGGCUGCUGGUUCUCUCACUUGGAUUUUGCUGGAAUUCCCCCCAUCACGUCACCCCGUCAUUGUCACCUUCUUUCAUACCUACGUCGAGAAAACCUGUCUGUUGGCAAAAGCCAUCACGACUUCAGAGCAAACGGCCGCCUCUCCCUGCCCCCACGUGCCACUCUGGCUCUCUGUCCCCUGCCAGGGCGGGGCUUCCUCAGGCCUGGGUGCCCUGGGUGCUGGCCCCGAGGACACCCCCACCCGGCUAUCAUUGGCCUGGUCCUGCCUUGGCCGUAAGCCAGAAUGCCCAGCAGUGCGUUCACCCAGGGGCUGGGGAGAAGGAGGGGCAGAGUCAGGAGGAAUGUGGCAUCGCCUGUCCCUCUCGCUCCUCUUCGGGGGCCCCCUGGGGAAGGGCAAGUGGAUCCCCAAUCCCCUGAGCCAGCCUCCCCUGCAGGAGAGGGUGAGAGAGGAGCAGAUGCGAGGAGCCCCCUGCCUCGAACUGCCUCCCUGACUCUUCUCCCGGGCCCGUCCUGCCCUCCUGGUCCCUGACUCCCCCUUCUCCCUCGGCGUGGGGAGCGGGGUCCUCUCAGGGUGCCCCCACUUCCUUCCUUCUGCCUUCUGCUGAUGUUUACCUCCAACAUUAACCGCCCAUUCCGCCCUUCCAUCAGGCCCGGAGAAUUCCAGCUUCGUCAGAUCUAAGGGAGAGAAUCUGAUUGCUUUUUGGGGGCAAAAGAAAGCAACAUUUAGGUAUCACUUCUACUUGGACCGCAUGCCUUUUUAUAGCCAAACUUCUGUGUGUUUCGUAAAUGGAUUUCGCAUUAAUGGAUAUUUCUGUAAUAACUCCACCUCUCCAAUUAUUGUGAGGAGGAUUGGGUUGGACUGGGAAGAGAGGUGGGAAGAGGGAUGAAGGGUAGUUUUUUUCUGUUCUAGGUCUUUUUUUUUUUCUUCUUUUUUUCAUGUCAUCUCUGAGAUGGACUUUGUCACCUGUGGUUAUCUGGGGCCGAGGUGGACUCAGCCCCGGGGGAAGGGCCUCUCUGACAUUUUGGUCCCAAGGAUCCUUUCAGGACUGUAGACGCAUCAGAUGUUAGUGCUGAUAAGAAACAGCAAAUCAGGGCAGAGAGAGUGGGGAGGUUGUUGGGAUGGAAAUAUGUGGACUUCUCUUUGCUUGCCUCCCAAACUGGGGUCCUUACGACCAUGCUUCCCAGGAUUUCAUCUGACCCCAUCUGUGUGCCACCGCAGUGUCCCCCACCCAUCUCUGGGGGGUUCACAGCGUUUGUCUUCAUUGCCUCGCCCCUCGGCAUCUGCUGGUCCAAGCAGAGCACUGGAAUUCCUGCUCUCCACACCUCGUCCUGCAUCCUGGGUUCGCAUCUCUCUCUCUCUUUCUUUUCCUUUCUCUGUCCCUCUUCUCCUGGGAUUGACUCAGAUGUGGAAUGCCUCAGCACAUCCACCAGGACCUACUGUCUGCACUGUUUUCUUUGCAUGACUUUAUAUGCAGUAAGUAUGUUGAAAAAAAAAAAAGAAAAGAAGAAAAAACACUCAGCAAAACCAAUCUACAUGUUUUGGACAAAAAAAAAACCAAUAGAGGUUGUAUUCUCAGUGUCCGACUCGGAAUUAUGUUGCUGCCUCUCUGUGCUUUUGGCCUCUGUGUGGCCGUGUUUUGCCAGCAUGAGAUACUGUCCCCUCUGGAGGAUUUUAGGGGAGGAAAAGCCACAUCCCCAGGGAUUUGGAGGAGCCUCUGGUUCCCCCAAACCUCUGCGAGUCCUGGGUGUUGGGUGGAGCAGGGCUGAUGGGGAUGUUUGAUCCAGGACUUUCUGAGUUUUCCCUGAUCAUGAGCUGUCUGCUGGGCCCUUUUCUCAGCUGCUGCUGCCCCCGGAACAGGUGAGGCAGGCCGGGCGGGGGCUGCAGGCCAGGAACGAGGCUGCCCAGGCCUCCUGGUCUCCAAACUGGUCGAUCACUGGCCUCUAUCCUUGGCAGAGACCCUGCUGCCGAGGCCCUGGGCGGGGACACUUGGUCUGGCCCAGGCCCAAAGGGCUUCCCAGUAAGGCCCAGUGAUCCCAGCAUCCCAGCAGCAAAACCACCUGCCUCCCUUGUGAGCUGCCAGGUCCCCUAACCACCCCUGAGCCAAAGGUGAAAGUGUGUCCUUCACCAGGGGAUGCUGCAAAUACCAAGGCAAAGUCCGUCCCAUCUUUAGCCUCAGUUUCCCCAUCAGUUAAAGGGGUUAAACUUUCCUGCCCAGCCUAUGUUGCAGGACCGAUGGGGAAUCAAGCAGGAUGUUGAGGUGAAGCCAUAUGCACCUGUGAGAACUGACAGAGUUAGUCACCGGCUGGACUCCUGUUCCAUUCUGGGCCUGGCCAGUCCCCACCCCCACCCCGGCCCCGCCUGCCCCUUAUUCCUCUCUUUGGUGCCUGUCAACUGCUUAUCAGCAGUGGGCUGCAGGGGAAAGAGCCUGGUUUGGGGGUUAUUAGGAUUGCAUUCCCAGCUCUAACCAGACUUGCUGUGUGACCUCGGGGAAGUCUCUUCCCCACUCUGGCCCUUGGUUUCUCCGCCAGAGGAAACUGAGGUGAGGGACACCAAGGUCCUGCUUUUCAUGGGCUGACACACCUCCCGUCCACUGUGUCCCUCUCUAAGUGCCAGAGAAGGGGAGGUAGGUCCCUACCCCAAGCUGAGAUGGCCCCACUGUGAAGGCCACGCUUGUGGGUGGGCAGCCAGCUGGUGUGGACCCCAGGGCACCGGCGUGAUUCUGAGACAGCAGGCCGGGGAGACUGGCAGAAACCACCACCCAGAGCCCGCCCCACCAGACAGCCAGACUCUGUGCUCCUCCAAAACAUCCCGUAGAUGCAAAAAAUCCCCACCUAAGACAAGACCUCAGCUCCAGCAUGCAAAUGCGUUUACAGGAAAGUCUGCUCCCGGAGUUGUGCCCACCGUGGCACUAGUCCUCACCCACGGCCUCCUGUCUUCCGUCAAGGGGAGACCCUUUGGGGGGAUGUGUUUGCCAGACUCCCCGUGCUGGUUUCUUUGUUACUAACUGUUUGGGGGUUUGUUUCAGUUCUUUUUUUUUUUUUUUUUUU
Messenger RNA from Equus caballus (horse), 4735 nucleotides. RefSeq names its product calcium/calmodulin dependent protein kinase II alpha (gene CAMK2A). The record is from RefSeq and is a predicted model, not a curated record. Gene Ontology annotation, biological process: protein phosphorylation. NCBI's taxonomy places the organism in Eukaryota, Metazoa, Chordata, Mammalia, Perissodactyla, Equidae. Gene Ontology annotation, molecular function: ATP binding; calmodulin binding; calcium/calmodulin-dependent protein kinase activity.